Echinostoma caproni is the source of this 630-nucleotide messenger RNA. Lineage: Eukaryota; Metazoa; Platyhelminthes; Trematoda; Plagiorchiida; Echinostomatidae. The record is from the annotation of a GenBank genome assembly.
AUGGCACUGUCUUGGGCAAUCACGAAACUUAUCAAAGGGGAACCGGAAGAAGAAUGGCAAAAUCCAAGUUUGAAAGAUCCUGAGGGAAAAACAGUUCUCUAUUCCAUUCUUGGAAUGCUCGCAAUCAACCUUUGUUUCACCUUGAUCACUGUCUACACACUGCUCCGGAAAGUUCAUUGCCGAACAGGGAGUAGUUUGAACGGCGUCGGGAAACGGAAUGUUCGGACCCCAAUGCCGACACGCGAUUCUGUCUCACAGAACAAGUCGUACAGUCGAGCCUCGACGGAGAAAACAAUGGAGCUGGCUGAAUUACAACAGACUGUUCAAAGCAGCGGCCCUACUGGUGUUCACGACGAGUGUAAAACUGGGUUCCCUGCACGCAGUGGCGUUGCGUCCACAUCUGUGAUGCGUUAUUUCACCGCGUACGGGAAACACGACAGUUUUGAGCAAGAUGAACAGCACUCAUCCAGACUGCCGAAUGUGGUGGACACAACAGCCGAUCCGCAAACGGAUUCGUUCGUAUCGUCAAACGGGUACAGAAAAUCGCCCAAAGCAUUAUCUUCCAUGCAGACUAGACGAACUGGUGAAUCCUCGUUCCGAAACACAGGUUCACUUUUUGAACCCUGGUAA